This is a messenger RNA of Fraxinus pennsylvanica, 1383 nucleotides long. NCBI's taxonomy places the organism in Eukaryota, Viridiplantae, Streptophyta, Magnoliopsida, Lamiales, Oleaceae. The record is from the annotation of a GenBank genome assembly.
AUGUCCGAAUCCAAAUCAUUAGGAGAGCUCGAAAAUUCAGAGGAGUUGAGGUCAUUGGCCUUAACUCCAACAUGGUCUGUUGCUUCUGUUUUGACUAUAUUUGUUGCUGUUUCACUGCUUGUGGAGCGGACAAUUCACAGUUUGUGUAAUUGGUUGAAAAAAACUAAUCGGAAACCAUUGCUUGCAGCAGUCGAGAAAAUGAAGGAAGAAUUGAUGCUUCUUGGCUUCAUCUCUCUCCUCCUUACGGCAACAUCAAGCAUUAUAUCUAAUAUAUGUAUACCGUCAAAGUUCUACAAUAGUGCAUUUGCUCCAUGCACCAUGCAAGAAGUUGAUGAGGAAAGGGAAAAUAAGGAUAUAAAGGAAUCCUUUUAUAAUCCUCACUCGCAUAGGAGAGUGUUUAAUGUGCUGAAUCAGAACACCUGCAGGAAGAAUUAUGAACCAUUUGUCUCAUAUGAAGGCCUUGAGCAACUGCACCGCUUCAUCUUUGUCAUGGCAAUUACGCAUAUAUCUUACAGCUGCUUAACAAUGCUGUUGGCAAUUGUUAAGAUUCACAGUUGGAGAGUAUGGGAGGACGAGGCUCACAUGGACAGACAUGAUUCAUUAACUGAAAUCACAAGUGCAAAAACAAUGCAAAGGCAAUCUACCUUUGUUAGGGUUUAUACAUCAACUCCUACGGCCAGGCAUAGCAUCCUCAUUUGGGCGACCUGUUUCUUUCGGCAGUUUGGGCGUUCAGUGGUCCGGGCAGAUUACCUUUCACUCCGCAAAGGAUUCAUCACAAAUCACAACCUUACUUCAAAAUAUGAUUUUCACAGCUAUAUGGUUCGCUCCAUGGAAGAAGAAUUUCAACGUAUAGUUGGUGUUAGAUCCUGCUUAACUUUGUGUUUAAUUGCACUGGAUACAACUGAAAAUUGCUCCGUGCAGUAUUUUGAGGUAAAUCAUCAGUCACCUUUGAGAAUUGAUUAUCCAGAUAAAUUCCAGAUUUCUCCAGAAUGUUUGACCAUGAUUUAUUCUAAGUUCUUGGAUGAGGUUCCUCUACUCAAGGCUACAUCAGAAAGGUCUAAGGAUAACAAAAGGAAGAGGGCAAGAAGUUUUGACCUUCAUGCAUGUGCAGACUGGUGGAAGGGCAAAUCAGAUUUGAGUAAAAAGCUUUUGUUGAAGCAAGUAUUUGAGAAAGAUGUAGGAUUGGAUGCUUCACCACCAUCUUUUGAUAGGGGAUGCUUAGCUUCUGCAAGGAGGAAAGAAAAGAUAAAAGCUUCCAAGCUUCGAAUCCAAAAGAUUAUGCAUCCACUUGUAGCCGAUUCUGGUGAUGGGAAUGAUAUUUGUGCCUUCAAACGUAUAAAAUCUGGGAAGAAGCAAAGGAAAAACCAGUUUAUGAUUCUAUGA